Molecule: messenger RNA, 2238 nt
Organism: Yamadazyma jaroonii
Lineage: Eukaryota; Fungi; Ascomycota; Pichiomycetes; Serinales; Debaryomycetaceae
Source: the annotation of a GenBank genome assembly
AUGGAUCUUAACAAUACCCCCUUUUUGGUAGAUGCUAAUAAUAUGGCUAGCAUUUACAUUAAUUACAUUACGGAUACUAUUGAUGAAGUGGUAAACAGAAAAUUUAACACUCACGAUGAAAGAAUCAUGGAAUACUACUUUACGGUUUCUGACUUGAUAUAUGAGAGUUCAAUUCUUGAAAUGUCUUUGAGUGAACUACUCAAAAAACUAAAAGAGCUUUAUGAAUUGCAAUCGGGUGAAAGUGAAAGAGAAAUCCGAAAGAUUGAAAGUAAGUUGAUUUUCUUAGUCAAAUCCAAAAACAUGAUUCACUUUAACUCACCUGAAAAAAUUCAGUAUAUUGAAGACCUUGAAGAAGUUCUUCAAGAUCAGUUUGGAAAGAUGGCUGCUGAUAAAAUUAAUAUGUUCUUCAAAAAAGAUAGAAAGGAAGGGAUUGCCAUUGAUGAAUUUUUUUUAUUACCAACUAAAGUUAUCGAGUUAUUAGUGUGGGCAAAUAUUCAAGUCAUAUCUGAUAUUAUCAGCUAUGAAAUGGGUACUCCAAGAAUAGAAUUUAUCAAGGCUACUAUUAAACUUUACCAUGCCAGUUAUGACAAAGAAACAGGACAUCUACAAGACUGUGAACCCAAAUCGGUUUAUGAAAUUUUUGAAAAUGAUAACAGAGAAGCCAGUAUCUGGGAGGAGGAUGCAGCCCACCGUCUCUAUCUUGAACAGGAUAGCAGCUUCCUUCAAGAGGUUCUAAUGGACGGAAAAUGGACUUUCCAAACGAAUUCGUAUGAUGGCCAAUCUUUUCAAGGUAAUGCUGUAACAUUUGAUUGUCAAAGCAGUGAUGAAAGUAUCUAUAGUUAUGAGUUUGAUGCCCUGGGAAGUGAUACUUCUGAAACCCAAUCUGAUUUGCAAGGGCUCGAGGAAGAUUACGAGGUCCCUUUCGAUGAGCCGGGAUUAUCAUAUCCUGCAGUAUCACUGUCCGAUAUUAGAUUACUAACUGCUAUUAGCACAGAGUUCAAUUUCCAAAUUCAACAUCUUGAAAUCUCGUCUUCUCAUUUCAAAGCUUCAACCCAUUGUGUUACAGAAAGAUUCGGGAAUGAUAACCCAAAGUUUAUUUGUGUUGGAAAAGUACUAAAGGAAUUGUCGUAUGACUAUGAUUCCAACACCGUAGGUUUGUUCUUUAAAAGAGUUGGCCAAGAUGUCAUAUAUAUUGCUCUAUACGUGGAUGAUUUAUUUAUGGCUGCAUCCAACUUUGAUCUAAUUACCGAAUUAAUGCAAGCACUCAGCAAAUAUCUUGAUUUGAACUAUUUAGGGGACAUCAAACAAUUCUUAGGUAUUGAAUUUGCUAGAACAGAGGAAGGCUAUUCAAUGUCUCAAGAGAAGUUUCUUAGGAAAGUUCUUGCCGAAUUCAAUAUCAAUGACAUGCCCAAUUCUAGUGUACCAGCGUAUAACAGGAACAACUAUGUUUGUGAAUCCAAUCUUAAAGAUCAAUCUUUGACUAGAGAUCAAGUGCAGUUAUACCGAUCAGGAGUUGGUGCCUUGUUAUGGUUGGCUAGACAUACUAGGCCCGACAUUAGUUAUGCAGUUAAUGAAUUAGAUCAGAAUAGUAACAAUCCCACUCACAUUGAUGUCAACAAAUUAAACUUGUGUUUCAGGUAUCUUAAGGGAUCUCCUGAUCAACGAUUAAAUUUUACCAGAUCAUACUCCGAUCUCGAGAUCUUUGCAUAUGCAGACGCUUCAUACUCUCCUACUAGAAAUCGUAAAUUGAUUUCUGGAAUGGUCUGUUACUUGAAUAAGAAUUUAAUUCAUUGGGAAAAUAGAGGUCAUAAGUUUGUAACUAAGAACUCACUGGAAGCACAGCUAUUUGCUCUCAAUAAAUGUGUUGUAAAAUGUAAGGAUUUGAAGAGUUUGUUAAAUACUAUAGACCUAAGGAUGAGAGCUGUAACUAUCAAUGAAAGUAAGAAACAGGUUAUUGCACAUUGCUUAAAUCCUGAUAUUGGUCAUAAAUCCAGAUUGCUUGAUACAUAUUUGAAAUACAUCAGACAAGAGCUUGAGAUGGAUGAACUGUUAUUUCUAAAACAUGUUAGUGCAAAGUUUAAUUUAGCGGGUUUAAUUACUAGAUCAUUUUCGAAUUCAGAAUUAAGAUCUUUGAUCCACUUAUUAUCUUCACCACUAACCGAUCAUCAAGAUACAGCCAAAAAUGUGCAAUUAUUGAACUACUUAGUACAGGGAGAUUCAGAAAUCAAUCUCUGGUAG